Cicer arietinum (chickpea) is the source of this 1372-nucleotide messenger RNA. RefSeq lists its product as uncharacterized. Lineage: Eukaryota; Viridiplantae; Streptophyta; Magnoliopsida; Fabales; Fabaceae. The record is from RefSeq and is a predicted model, not a curated record. Gene Ontology annotation, molecular function: 3'-5'-RNA exonuclease activity.
GAGGGAGUCACACUCACACCACACCACCAACCAAGAGAAUAUAAAUAAAAGAAAAGAAAAGAAAAUAAAACCUCCUUUAUUUUUUCUUGCUGUCAGACAUUUUGAUUCAUGAAUGAGAAACACAAAAACAAUAGAACUAAAAUAUCAUCACAUCACAACCUCUUCCAUUUUUGAUUUUAUUGAAUCAUUCAUUUCAUUGCUAUGAAUUUGUAAAGAGAAUUUUGGAAAAAUAAAAUGAGUGUAUCUUUGACUGUGAUGACCUUGAAUCUCCAUGAUGAUGAAGCAGAAGACAGUCCUAAUUCAUGGGAAAAGAGAAGAGACAUAUGCAUAAGUGUUAUUACCAGUUACUCCCCCAUCAUCCUCUGUACCCAACAAGGAGUCAAAACACAAUUGGAUUUUCUCCAGCAAGGUUUGCCAGGUUAUGAUCAGUUUGGCGUAUCACGAAAAGGGCCACAAGAUACCACUGAUGAGCAUUGCACUAUCUUCUAUGAUAAGGAAAAGGUAGAGCUUCUAGAAGGUGGAACUUUUUGGUUGUCUGAGUCUCCCUCUGUACCUGGAAGCUUCUCAUGGGGUUCCGAAGUUCCUUGCAUUGCAACAUGGGCUACAUUUCAACUAAAAGGAGUUGAGCCACCAGGAUUCUCAUUUCAGAUAGUAAAUACAAACAUGGACCAGUUCAGUCCUCGUGCCCGUAGACGAAGUGCUUUACUCACAUGGCAGCAUAUUGCAUCCUUACCCCCUAGCCUUCCAGUUGUGUACUGUGGAGGAUUCAAUACACAAAAGGAAUCAACUACCGGACGUUUUCUUCUUGGAAGAUCAAGAGAGCAUGGUGUAGUUGGGGAUAUGAGGGAUGCAUGGCCUAGUGCGCGUGUGAGGAAAAACGUUUCCUUAAUCCGAACUUAUCAUGGAUUCAAGGGUGAUAAACAAGGAACCCUUGAAUUUCUCAAGUUAAUUUUUAGAGCCCUCUGCCUCUGUUGGGAUCGCCAAACACAGGAUCUUCACGUUGAUUGGAUCCUUUUCAGAGGUAGAUCUUUGAUUCCUGUUUCAUGUGAAGUUGUGAAUGAUAAUAUUGAUGGAUGUUAUCCAUCAUCUCAUUUUCCUAUAUUUGCCGAGUUUAUGCUCCCUCGCACGGUAAGAAUGUUAGAAUCACCUGUACAAGAGGAUAACUAAAUUUCUAUGUCUUGCUAUAUCUGAGUUCUAUUGUGCUUAUUUUUUUCCCUACCCUUUUGUUGUAUCAAUAAUUCCUUCUCUAGUUAUAAAUGGAUUUGCAGAAGUAUGGAAGUAUACUUCUGAUAAAUGUAGAGACACAUUAUUAAUAUGAACAAUAUUUGUAAUGCAUUUCUAAAUUUUGAUUUGAGAAUGUUUCUUUAGUUAA